Aspergillus wentii DTO 134E9 is the source of this 984-nucleotide messenger RNA. RefSeq names its product GNAT family N-acetyltransferase. The transcript has a single exon. The record is from RefSeq and is a predicted model, not a curated record. NCBI's taxonomy places the organism in Eukaryota, Fungi, Ascomycota, Eurotiomycetes, Eurotiales, Aspergillaceae. Bases 1 to 984 code for a protein of 327 amino acids.
AUGGCCAGCCCAUUGGAUUUUAUCAACCAGGCGGAUGGCAUCUAUGAGAUUCACAAUGCCAAAGAGCACCCGCAGCUCUGGCAGGCCAUGGACAACCCAGGCCAUCCACUCAACGUCGCCUGGCCCCUCUUCCUCGACCAGGAUGCCACCUUCACUCGAUAUUAUCCCAAGCUCGUUGAAUACGAGCAGCUCGCCCGCCAUCAGUACGCCAUCACCGAGACAGACUCUGCCGGCAAUGUCUCCAUUGUCGCCUGUGCCCGAUCGGUGCCAUUUUACUGGCCCGGUGAUUGUCUCGUGGAUGGUACCGGAGAGAUCAACCAUGAAGCCUUACAAAAGCUGCCUCAGGGGGGCUACGAUACGAUUCUCGCCCGCGGUGUACGCCAGUAUCUCUCGCGACACAACCUCCCUGGAGCAUCAAUCGCCUUGACAGAAGACCAGGAGCGCGAUUUCUGGGUGUGCCAAUCCCACAAUCCGCCGAAUGCACUCUCUGCCAUCUCGAUCACCGUGCGGCCAGAUCGCCGCCGACGGGGUUUGGCAGAAGCCUUGAUCCAGACGAUGAAGCAGACGGCCAUCCAACAGCAGCUUCACCUUCUGGUCGUGCCAUUACGUCCCACACGCAAAGCAGACUUUCCCACGGUGUUGAUGGAUGAGUAUGUUCGAUGGCCCAACCCAAAGGGAUGCGGUCCGUUCGACCCCUGGCUGCGCAAACAUGUCCAGCUGGGCGCGCAGAUUAUCAAAGUCGCUCCGACCAGCAUGGUGGUGUCAGGAAGUGUGGCAGAGUGGACGAAGUGGACAAAGAUGGAUAUUGAACAGCUGCUGCAGAGGAUGUGUCCCCAGGAUGUCAGUUUGGAAAGCAGGACGAACAAACUCUAUGUCGAGGUUUCAUUUCCAGGAGGCCUGGUUCCUCUUCGCUACUAUUUCAAGGAGGGGAGAUGCCUCUAUACUGAACCAAAUGUGUGGUUGUUUCAUGAUCUCCAGGUUUAG